Callorhinus ursinus (northern fur seal) is the source of this 788-nucleotide messenger RNA. Its product is annotated as kinesin-like protein KIF6. The record is from RefSeq and is a predicted model, not a curated record. NCBI's taxonomy places the organism in Eukaryota, Metazoa, Chordata, Mammalia, Carnivora, Otariidae.
AUGAGAGAAGAAAUGUCAUUAGGACGACAAGAGGCUUUUGAAAUCUUCAAGAGAGACCACGCUGACAGCAUCACCAUCGAAGACAACAAACAGAUUUUGAAGCAGAGAUUUUCUGAAGCGAAGGCCCUGGGAGAAAGUAUAAAUGAAACAAGAAAUAAAAUUGGACACAAACAAGAGGCUAGUCCCAGGCACGUUUUGCAUGGUGCACUGGGCAUCGCAGAAAACACAGCCGUGCCUUCGAUACCAGACUUGCUGGAAGAGAAGCUUCGAUCCCAGCUGGAGGAAGAAAAGAGAAGGUAUAAGAUAAUGUUCACCCGCCUGAAGGCCCUGAAGGUGGAGAUCGAGCACUUGCAGCUGCUCAUGGACAAGGCCAAGGUGAAGCUGCAGAAAGAGUUUGAAGCCUGGUGGACAGAGGAAGCCACCAGCCUGCAGGUAAACUCGCCAGCAAUGAACUCACUCACUUACAUGAAACCCUUUCCCCAGACGCCUGAGUCCCAGCAGGAGAGGCCUCAGCUUGUCUCUAACAAAAGCAAAGUGAACGCCAGGAAAAUCUUGCCCUUGCCUUACCACACCCCACAGAGCCGGGAGCACAACAGCACCAGCAGCCCCCUGGAAGACAGCAUCCCUAAGAGGCCAGCAUCAUCUGUCCCUCUCACCGGGGACAGCCAGACGGACUCGGACAUCCUGGCAUUCAUCAAGGCCAGACAGAGCAUUCUACAGAAGAAAUGUUUUCAGUAGGUGUCCAGCCAUACAUUGUGGCUGCAGGAACAGAGUACGGAUGAAGGAAG